AUGGUUCGCGCUCUUUCUGUUCUAGCAUUGAUAUUCCUCGCAUUUGCUCCAGCCGAGUCUGCUCGAACGCUGCAGAAUGGAGGCCACCAAGCUUCGCUAGUUCAGGGUAAAGCCCAGGGAGGCGGUUUCCAGGGUCGAUUCGCAACGGGAGGUCCGCAUUCACAACAAGGUCGCCAGGCUCCGGUGUCGAAUAUCCCCAAAGUCAGUAAUAAAGCGCAUUUGGUCAGAGUUGGAAAGAAGGAGGACUUGACAGUUGCACUCGAACAGCCAUACGAGGCCUUGUUCGGUCAAAUAGGUGUCAACAAACACAACUAUCGCAAUGGUGUAUACGCUAGCAUGAAGGAGUUCAAGUCGACUUUACUGCAAGAUUAG
Penicillium coprophilum is the source of this 372-nucleotide messenger RNA. RefSeq lists its product as uncharacterized. Lineage: Eukaryota; Fungi; Ascomycota; Eurotiomycetes; Eurotiales; Aspergillaceae. The coding region runs from base 1 to 372 and encodes 123 amino acids. The transcript is spliced from 3 exons. The record is from RefSeq and is a predicted model, not a curated record.